Molecule: messenger RNA, 3909 nt
Organism: Lodderomyces beijingensis
Lineage: Eukaryota; Fungi; Ascomycota; Pichiomycetes; Serinales; Debaryomycetaceae
Source: the annotation of a GenBank genome assembly
AUGUCUAGCAUCUACAAGCUCUCCGUCAAGGGAAUCAGAGCGUUUGAGCCGGAAACCGAUGAAACGAUUCAAUUCGGGUUUCCAUUGACUUUGAUAUGCGGACAGAACGGAUGUGGUAAAACUACGGUGAUUGAGUGUUUAAAGUACGCCACCACGGGCAACCUACCGCCUAACUCCAAGGGAGGCGCGUUUGUCCAUGAUCCCGGUCUUGAUGCUCGCGCACAGGUCGCGGGACAAGUCAAAUUGGCGUUCCGCAACGCCAAUGGCAAGUCCAUGAUUGUCACCAGGACAGUCCUGGCCACGGUCAAGAAGGGACACCCGGGAGUGCUCACUUUCAAGACGUUGGAAGGGCAGUUUGCCUAUAUUGAACAGGGCCAAAAGACGAGCAUCUCGUCGAAAAAUGCCGAGUUGGACUCUCAAAUCCCCACCUUCCUCGGUGCGUCGACCGCCAUCUUGGACAAUGUCAUCUUUUGCCACCAGGACGAGAGCUUGUGGCCCUUGAGCGAAGCCUCGGUGUUGAAGAAAAAAUUUGACGAUAUUUUCGAAGCUUCCAAAUAUACCAAGGUGAUUGACCAUUUGAAAACUAUAAGAAAGGAUAUGGGCGUCGAUAUCAAGUUGAUUGAGCAGAGCGUGGGCCACCUCAAAAUUGACAAGGAGCGAGCUGCCAAGGUAAAGGACAAGUUGGCGCAAAUGACAAGCUCGGUCGACGCUUAUACGGAAGAGAUUAGCAACCUCAAUAUUCGAAUAGAGCGAAAGGAAAAGGAGGCGGAGGACUUGUUUGCCACCAACCAAGAGUUCCAAAAGACAUUGAGCGAUUACGAGAACUUGUUGAUGAAAAAGAAUGCCUUGGAGGAAGCCGUGGAAAAGUAUAAAUCUACAAUCACCUUGUUGCCCGAGAGUGAUGAAGAAUUGUAUCACAAGCAGGAAAAUUUCGCUAGCAUAACUGCUGAAAAGAAUGCAAAAGUGGAAGAUCUACAAUCGCAAAGCUCAAUUUUGGAAUCUCAAUUGACGGAAAAGACGCGCGAAUACAACGAGUUGCUUCGCUUGGAUGGCUUAUUCAAGGGUAAAAAAUUGGAGUACGAGGAAAAUGUCAGCAAAAUUGCAAACAUCAUCAGCGCCAACGCUCAACUGGUCAAUUUACUGUCGGAUGCAAGCGUGUCCAGCUUCAAAAAGACGCUCGAGAGUAGAUUGACAUUGCUCAAAAGUGACCAUAAAACGCUUCAGGUGAAAAAUAAAGACAAGGAAACUGCCCAGCUGAAUAAGCUACAGGAAGUGAAAAACUCGAUUCUCAAGAAUGAACAAACUCGCGGGUAUCUCACUGACGAAUUAAGCUCUCAGCAACAAAAUUUGCUGGCAUUUAAUAAAAAAUUGGAAUCAACUUUUGGCAACGAGGCGGAACUCACAUUAAAAAGAGAAGAACUAGCUCAGACUUUGCAUGCGUUGGCUGAGAAAAAGAAACUCAAUGAGGUGAAGGAGCUUGACGCAAAAGUAGUGAAUGCAAAUGAAGAGAUUUCAAGAUUGGAGUUUGAAAUGGAUGAGAUUAGCAAGAAGCUUGUCACGAGCGGCAAACAAUCAGAACUAAAGUCUCGACUCACCUAUCUUGAAAGCUCGGUCAAGCUGAAGGACGAAGAGAUAAAGACGAUUAUGAAAUCUGUUUGCCAAGAAUACAAGAAUCUAGUCGGCUGUGAUAUUGAUAUAUACGUUGCCGAGUCCAAGUUCGUCGAAGCAUACUCCAAGAAGAUGGCUUCUUUUGAAGAACAACAACGAAACGUGUUUAGUCUCGAAAGUGAACUCGAUUCAGCCAAGCGCUCGCGGCAAUCAGCAACCGACGCCAAGAAUGACAAUAAUAAAAAAUUGCAACAGCUCCAAUCGGACAUCACUGCCGUGAUACUGGAAGAAGAGAUGCAAGACUAUGAAAACUUUGUGCAGGAGUUGGAAGAUGAUUAUCGAACUGUGAUGGAGGAUGUAAGUACUUCCGAAGUGACUAAAAGCUACGGGAACUUUGCGCUUGAAGUUGCCGAAAAGAACAAUUGCUGCUUGCUUUGUAAAAGAUUAUUCGACAAGCCUGAAUUGCAAGGAUUCAUCGAAGAGGUAAAGAGAAGCUUUGAUGAAGCAAAAAUUCAAGAAGUUAAAGCCAGGGCGAGUGAGAUUGAAAAGGAUCUUGAAGAUGCGAAAAAAGUGGGCUUGAAAGUGAUUACUUACAGAGAGUGCCUUGCGCUGCGAUCAACGUUUGAUUCCGAUAUCGAGUCGGCCAACACCGCCAUUAAGUCCCUUGGUGAAAAAUUGGAGGAGGAGACCAGGAAACUUGACUCAAACAAGGCUUCUCUUGAAUCCGCAGGCAAGCUUAGAAGGCCAUUAUCCGAUGCCACGAGGUUAAACCAGGAGGUGCAGGACCUUGACCUCGAAGUUGAUGAAUUGAAAGAUGAUCUACAAGAUUUUGGUGGUGGCAGCGGCUCGUUGUCGCAAGCUGAGUUACAAACACAGCAGCAAAACUUAAACAAAAAGAUUAGGGAGAUUAGAGCGAAUCUCACUAAUUUCACUGAGGAAAAGUAUCGAGUGCAGAAGGAAAUCCAGAAAUUGGAGAACAAGGUCAAGGACACCAAGUUGGUUAUAAGCAAUCUUGAGAGAUCGUUGGCGGAGAUGGAAAAUACCAAGCGUUUAAUAGCGGAAACCUCGGUGCGGAUUGGUGAGCUCGAGCAAAAAUUGGCAAAUGUGAAGGAGCAGGUGGAGAAGCUGCUAGAACAGGAACAAAGCGAGCGUCAUUGCUUGCAACAAAUCCAACUGGAGAAUGCCCAGCACGACGAGAGGAUGAAAAAGGAGGUUGAUCAAUUAUCAGACUUGCACUCUUUGUUUUUGUCCUUAACCAGUGCAAAUGCCGAAUUUGAGGAGCGCUCUUUGCCAAAAUUUAAAGAAAACUCUGUUCAAAUGGAGACGGUUCUUGCUGAAUGCCACUCGAUCAAGACUCAGAUCGGGGAAACUUCAAACGCGGUGAAAUUGUUGGAGAAAGAAGUGAUGGACUCUUCUCGAAUCGAGUACAACAUCCUUGCCAACAUCGAAUACCGCACUCAAUUGCACCGACUAGACGAAACAGACUUCCAGCUCAAUUCCAUAGAUAUCGAGAAUGCGCAGUGUAAAAAAUCUGAAUACCAAGAACACUCGCGGCGCUUGAGAGAGGAACUAUCCCAUCUCACCUCGCAGCACGCGGGGAAAAUCGGCGAAGUCAAACAAAUCAAAGAUCAAGUUCUGGCACUAAAGAGGGAGUUGGAGACGGAGUACAAGAACGUCGACAAGUUGUACCACGAAGAAUGGAUCAAACUCCAGACAAAUUUGCUCGUUUCCAACGAUAUCCAGAACUACUCGAAAGCAUUGGACAAUGCCAUCAUGAAGUACCACAGCAUUAAGAUGGAGGACAUCAACAGGAUCUUGAAUGAGUUGUGGUUGCAAACGUAUAAAGGCUCAGACAUCACCACCAUUGCCAUCAAGAGCGAUGUCAAUUUGCAAGCCAAGGGAAACAGGUCCUACAACUAUAGAGUAGUGAUGGUUAAAGAGAGCACCGAGUUGGACAUGAGGGGAAGAUGCUCGGCGGGUCAAAAGGUUUUGGCGAGUAUAUUGAUUAGGCUCGCGUUGGCAGAGUGUUUUGGGGCCAAUUGCGGUAUGAUUGCGUUGGAUGAGCCCACGACUAAUUUGGAUAGCGACAAUGCCGAAGCGCUAGCGUCUGCGUUGAACAACAUCAUCGAGCACAGAAAGCAGCAACUGAACUUCCAGUUGAUUGUAAUCACCCACGACGAAAAAUUUCUAACCCACAUUCGCGGCGAUCGUUUCACGGAUCAUUUCUACAGGAUUCAAAGGGACGAAAAAAGCAAAUCUAGAAUUUAUAGCUUACCUAUUAGCCGUAUACUGGAAAUCUGA